AUGCGUGGCGACUUAAGUACAGCACUCAAUCCAAUUCCACUUUAUAAACAAGGUGUCGAAGAAGAAAAAUCCGAACUUGCUCGAUUAUCAUCAUUUGCUGGAGCAAUGGCUGUUGGUGAUCUAAUCAAAACAACACUCGGUCCGAAAGGCAUGGAUAAAAUCCUCCAAUGCAGCAUGAGUGGCGGUCCUGAUGCCGGUAAAUUGUUAGUUACAAACGAUGGUGCAACAAUCUUAUCGAAAAUUGGUAUUGACAAUCCGGUUGCUAAAGUUCUCGUUGAUAUUUCAAAAGUACAGGACGAUGAAGUUGGUGAUGGUACAACAUCAGUUGUUGUUUUGGCUAGCGAACUUCUCCGAGAAACGGAAAAUUUACUCGCCCAAAAGAUUCAUCCUCAAACAAUCAUCGCGGGAUGGCGUAAGGCAACAAACGAAGCACUUCGAGUGUUGGAAGGCAUUGCAAAAAACAACAGUUCGAAUAUAGAACAGUUCCGAAGUGAUCUUAUGAACAUUGCGCGUACAACGCUCAGUUCGAAGAUUCUUCAAGGAAAAAAAGAACAUUUCGCUAAACUAUGUGUUGAUGCCGUGUUAAAAUUAAAAGGUAAAACCGAUUUACAAGGCAUUCAAAUCAUCAAACGUUUGGGAAAUAACAUGAGCGAUUCUUAUCUUGAAGAAGGAUUCUUGUUGGAAAAAAAGAUUGGUAUCAAUAUGCCAAAACGUUUAGAAAACGCUCGCAUCCUUAUUGCUAACACACCGAUGGAUACUGAUAAAAUCAAAGUUUUCGGUUCACGUGUCCGUGUCGAUUCAGUAGCUAAAGUUGCUGAAUUAGAAUUGGCUGAAAAGGAAAAGAUGAAAGAUAAAGUGAACAAAAUUCUUCAGCAUAAUUGCAAUGUUUUUAUUAACCGUCAAUUGAUUUAUGACUAUCCUGAACAAUUAUUUGCUGAAAAGGGUGUGAUGGCCAUUGAACAUGCUGAUUUUGAAGGUGUUGAACGUUUAGCUCAAGUUCUUGGUGGAGAAAUCGUUUCGACAUUCGAUACACCAGAUAAAGUCCGAUUAGGAAAAUGCGAUUUAAUCGAAGAAAUCAUCAUUGGUGAAGACAAGUUGAUCAAGUUUUCAGGUGUAGCUGAAGGUCGCGCUUGCACGAUUGUCCUACGUGGAGCAACUCAACAAAUUCUUGAUGAAGCUGAACGAUCAAUUCAUGACGCUCUUUGUGUUUUAUCACAAACCGUUAAAGAACCACGCAUUUGUUAUGGAGGAGGUGCUGCUGAAAUGUUAAUGGCUACUGCUGUUUCUCAAUUGGCUGAAAAAACACCAGGCAAAGAAUCGGUCGCCAUUGAGUCAUUCGCCCGCGCACUUCGUCAAUUACCAACCAUCAUUGCUGAUAACGCUGGUUACGAUAGUGCAGAAUUAGUAGCUAAUCUUCGUGCUGCACACACUGCCGGAAAAUCAACUCAUGGUCUCGAUAUGGAAAAGGGUGCAGUUGCUGAUAUGGUUGAACUUGGUAUUCUCGAAUCGUACCAUCUUAAACGACAAGUCGUUAGCAGUGCUGCUGAAGCUGCUGAAAUGGUACUACGUAUUGAUAAUAUCAUUCGUGCGCCACCACGCCCACGUCAACGUGACAUGCGUCAUCAUUAA
Messenger RNA from Adineta ricciae, 1629 nucleotides. Lineage: Eukaryota; Metazoa; Rotifera; Eurotatoria; Adinetida; Adinetidae. The record is from the annotation of a GenBank genome assembly.